This is a messenger RNA of Notodromas monacha, 324 nucleotides long. The record is from the annotation of a GenBank genome assembly. Lineage: Eukaryota; Metazoa; Arthropoda; Ostracoda; Podocopida; Cyprididae.
AUGCCGCGUGAAAUCAAAGAGAUCAAAGAUUUCUUACUGACCGCGAGGAGAAAAGACGCGAAAUCAGUGAAGAUAAAGAAGAACCCAACAAACACGAAGUUCAAGGUUAGAUGCAGCCGCUUUCUUUACACCUUGGUUGUCACCGACAAAGAGAAGGCCGACAAGCUGAAACAGUCGCUUCCCCCCGAUGAGCGAUCAGAACCCGUGGAGGAUGGGUCCGAUAGUUUCCCCGCUGCACUUGAUGAUGAACCGGAAGAUCGUUUCCCGGUGGAUGAUGAUGACCGAGGCUUUCCGGUGUUGGAAGAACCCGAGAGGGAAGCAUAA